CAAUACAGAAGCCUUAGUCGCGACCGUGACGAAAUUCGGCUUGUUGUUGUUCAUUCUGGCGAAGGACAGCAUCCUGUCUACUACCACAUCAUCACAGCUGAGCUCGAUUCUGUACUCCAAUAUAUCGCCGUGUCAUAUACUUGGGCUACAGAAGAUGGAGACUGUAGCAAGUCACGGGAAAUAUAUGUGAAGAUGGAAAGUACGGUUGGUCAGGUUACGAGACGAGUACAGGUCACUGCUAACUGUGAAAACACACUCCGACAGUUACGAGAUAAGUGCCUAGAGCGGAUCAUGUGGAUUGAUAGCGUGUGUAUCGACCAAUCGGAUAUCUAUGAGCGCAAUCACCAAGUUGGACUCAUGGAGAAAAUCUACCAGAAUGCCGUCCAUGUUGAGGUUUGCAUACAAUAUUUACGU
Messenger RNA from Bipolaris sorokiniana ND90Pr, 414 nucleotides. RefSeq lists its product as uncharacterized. The annotation marks the transcript as partial. The transcript has a single exon. Lineage: Eukaryota; Fungi; Ascomycota; Dothideomycetes; Pleosporales; Pleosporaceae. The record is from RefSeq and is a predicted model, not a curated record.